CUGACAGAGGUUUAAGAUAUUGGAGUGAGACGAUGAGGGCAAUACUAUUUUGUGGGGAACUGAGUUUUCUUACCCCUUCUCCUACUCUCUAUAUAUCUCAUGGCAAAAAUUCUACCUUUUUAUAUACACACAAGCACACUUCUUCUCUAAUAUCUCCGAACUAUGCUACUCACAACAAACGAUUCGUUGUUUCUGCUUCUUCAGCUCCAUCACUGAGCGGUUCAGGAGCUGAAUAUUCCGAGCAGUUGGUGGAUGUGGGAGCAGAAAAGAAAAAGAAAAUGAUUGCAGGCAUAGAUCAGGGGGAAUUGGUGGAUCCAAAGCUUUUAGCUGAUCCAGACAGUUGUUUUUAUGAGUUCAAUGGAGUGCAUAUACACCACAAAAUAUGUGAUACUGAAUCCCAAACACAAAGCAUGCUCCAGAGUCACACUGUUUCUCAUCAAAUCAAGAAGGUAGGUUAUCCAAUGAUCCUGUUACAUGGGUUUGGAGCUUCAGUUUUUUCAUGGAAACAAGUUAUGAAGCCUUUGGCAGAGGUUGCUGGUUCAAAAGUUCUUGCUUUUGAUAGGCCAGCCUUUGGAUUGACAUCAAGGGUAAAUUUGUCUAAGCAUCCUUCUUCAGAAACGGAAGACACAAAACCUCUGAAUGCAUACUCAAUGGCAUUUUCCGUGCUUGCUACCCUGCAUUUCAUUAAAUUGCUAAAUGCUGAGAAGGUUAUUUUAAUUGGGCACUCAGCUGGUUCACUUGUAGCAGUUAAUACAUAUUUUGAAGCUCCUGAGCGUAUUGCUGCUCUGAUACUAGUUGCCCCAGCAAUUUUUGCCCCACUUACUGCACCAAAAAUUGUAAAAGAAAAUCAAUCAAGGAAUGAUAACCAAAGGAAAGAAGACAGUUCAAUCAGAAAAAAUCCAAUUUUGGGACUUUACAAGAUGCUGUCCAAGAUUACCAAGUAUAUUGCAGAGGCAAUAACACAAAUGAUGAAGUGGACCGUAGAUAUCCUCAACUCGUUGUAUAGGAAAUCUUUAUCAGCUAUCCUUCGUUCUUCCCUAGCAAUAAUGCUGGUAAGAAUGGCAAUUGAUAAGUUUGGUACUGCUGCUGUUCGAAGUGCAUGGUAUGACCCAAAGCAGGUCUCUGAGCAUGUACUUAGUGGUUAUACAAGGCCUUUAAGGACUAAGGAUUGGGAUAGGGCAUUGGUGGAAUACACUGCAGCAAUGCUUCUAGAUGAGGAAUAUAAAACAAAGACACCACUUUCUAAAAGACUUCACGAAAUAUCAUGUCCUGUUCUGAUUGUAACUGGCGAUACUGACCGAAUAGUCCCUUCGUGGAAUGCUGAGAGACUUUCACGAGUCAUACCAGGAGCAUCAUUCAAAGUAAUUAAGCAAUGUGGCCAUCUUCCCCAUGAAGAAAAAGUGGAGGAAUUCAUUUCAAUUGUUGAAAACUUCCUAAGAAAUUUAGUCGGUGAUUCAAACGAACAAUGUCUACAACAAGCAAUUUGAAAUUCCUACUAAAGCAUCCCAAUAUUUUUUCUGCAUAGAAGAUUCAUAUUGUAUAGGCUGGUGCAAAUGCAGUUUGAUCAGAUUGACUAAGAUUCACUGAAGGCGUAUUGAUGCACACUCAUUAAAUUUAUCAAGCUCGAUGAUCUCUUUCUAGAAGUUGGAAAAAUGCUGAUAAGCAAUAACCUUUAACGCAAUGUUGUUAUAUUACUGGUAGAUUGCUAUAGUGCAAAUCCUCUCUAUGUUUACCAGCCAGAAUGAUCUGUAUCUCCGUUCAAAUUAUUGGCGAUUCAAGCCUAGCAUAAAUGUCUCGGGGAUGUAAAAGGAAUUACGAUUUAACAAGUGGUAUUUAAUUUAUGUA
Messenger RNA from Vigna radiata var. radiata (mung bean), 1845 nucleotides. Its product is annotated as 2-hydroxy-6-oxononadienedioate/2-hydroxy-6-oxononatrienedioate hydrolase. Lineage: Eukaryota; Viridiplantae; Streptophyta; Magnoliopsida; Fabales; Fabaceae. The record is from RefSeq and is a predicted model, not a curated record. Gene Ontology annotation, cellular component: chloroplast envelope. Bases 33 to 1487 code for a protein of 484 amino acids. The transcript has 6 exons. Gene Ontology annotation, molecular function: catalytic activity.